AUGGAAAAGAUGAGAAUCUCAUCCGUCCUCAACAGCACAGGAGACUCGGGUGGACCCGACCAAAACGACGACGCCUCAGCCACGACCACGUCCGUCGACCCGGGUCGACGGCGGCGAAACACCACCGGAAGUCUCAAAUACACAAGGGAGCAGGGGUACUUUAUCUGGUACCACAGGGUGGAUCUGCAAAUGGGGUGGCACGAAGUCGUCGACGCAUUCAACAACUAUUUCGGCCAACAGCGGGACAAGAACGGCCUCCAAACAAAGUUCUACCGGGUUCUGAGCCUCGAAGACGUGGACAGAGUCCGAAUCCAAGCAAGAGAGCAGGACAUCAAAACCUUGUCGAACCACACACGGCUCAGAUUCGCGUGGAUGCGGUGA
Cladophialophora psammophila CBS 110553 is the source of this 381-nucleotide messenger RNA. RefSeq lists its product as uncharacterized. The record is from RefSeq and is a predicted model, not a curated record. The transcript has a single exon. Bases 1 to 381 code for a protein of 126 amino acids. NCBI's taxonomy places the organism in Eukaryota, Fungi, Ascomycota, Eurotiomycetes, Chaetothyriales, Herpotrichiellaceae.